Bipolaris oryzae ATCC 44560 is the source of this 204-nucleotide messenger RNA. RefSeq lists its product as uncharacterized. The record is from RefSeq and is a predicted model, not a curated record. Lineage: Eukaryota; Fungi; Ascomycota; Dothideomycetes; Pleosporales; Pleosporaceae. The transcript is spliced from 2 exons. The coding region runs from base 1 to 204 and encodes 67 amino acids.
AUGGGCGUCUCCACCGGGCAGCGCAGUCACGUGUGGCCAUCUCGGCUGCAGGCCAACCUCAAAUGUUCGCCGAAGCAGAGCAGCUCUUCUUUUGUCGCCGCAAUACGACUGCAUCCCCCCCACCGAAUCCCCCACUGCCCGCCUGCCACCUUCACCUCGACUGGACCUGCCUCCAACAUCUCGUCGCACCCAUCCCCACACUAA